This is a messenger RNA of Aspergillus candidus, 787 nucleotides long. RefSeq names its product U4/U6-U5 snRNP complex subunit SNU23. Gene Ontology annotation, biological process: mRNA splicing, via spliceosome. Gene Ontology annotation, molecular function: nucleic acid binding; zinc ion binding. The transcript has a single exon. Gene Ontology annotation, cellular component: spliceosomal complex; U4/U6 x U5 tri-snRNP complex. Bases 51 to 686 code for a protein of 211 amino acids. The record is from RefSeq and is a predicted model, not a curated record. Lineage: Eukaryota; Fungi; Ascomycota; Eurotiomycetes; Eurotiales; Aspergillaceae.
CUUCAUCUCAUCCAAAUCAACCAAAGAGGAAAUCAAGAGAAACCAACAAAAUGUCCAACCCCCCCGCCUCAGACACCGACUUCCGCAAAACAUGGAACCGCGAAGAAUACGCCGAGCGCGCAGCGGCCGCCGAGGCCAAACGCAAAGAGGAGUCCAAAGCCCGCUAUGAAGCCAAGCUACUCGGCAAGAAAUGGCACGCACCGGUCGACUAUAGCAGCCUGGAGGCGACGACGGCGCGCAAUCAGCGGCUGAAUGUGGCGUCCAUGGUGGGCAAGACAACGAUCGUGCCGUCCGGGUCGGGCGUCGGCAAGCGCGGACGCAGCGCGGGGUUCUACUGCGAGGACUGCGAUCUGACGUUUAAGGAUAAUUUGCAGUUGGUGGAGCAUUUGAAUAGUAAGCAGCAUUUGGUGGCGACGGGGCAGAGUGGGGAGGUGGAGUUGGCGAAUGUGGAGGAUGUGAGGAUGCGGUUGAGGAUGUUGGCGCAUCGGAGGAGGGUCUUGGAGGAGGAGGAGAGGAGGGCGUGGCAGUUGGAUUUGGGGGUCCGGUUGCAGGAGAGGGAGCAGAUUGAGGCGAAGGAGAGGGAGGAGAAGAGGCGGAAGAGGAAUGAGAAGCGUCGGAAGGGGGGCAAUGAUGGUGUCAAGCAGGAAGAGGACAGUUGGGAAGGUCGUCUGGGCAUCAUCGCGUGAUAUGGAGGGAUUCGCUUCGACUUGUUUGCUAUAGGGGUUACCCAAAAAAUUGCAUAUACCCACGGCGCUCGGGAUUCGUUUACAGCAUGGAUGGAUGGACA